AUGACCACUAUACAGAAAGUGGCUCUGGUUACUGCCGGGACAGCAGGUCUCGGGGCUGCCAUUUGUCACAGUCUGGCACGAUCAGGUUUUCGUCUUGCCAUCAAUUUCGCAAACAACGAGGGUAGAGCUAAGAACUUGAUUGAGGAGUUGAACAAGAUUCCGAGCUCUAACGGGACUUCGGAUUCGCCACGCUUCGAAUCCUUUCGAGCAGAUGUUGGUGAUCGCCCGGCCGUUCAGAAGCUCGUACAAGAUACAGUGACCACCUUUGGUCGUAUUGACGUAGUAGUAUCAAACGCAGGUUGGACACGCAUUACAAACUUUCAGAAUCUCGAGGAGGGUAUGGUUGAUGAGGACUGGGACAAGUGUUUCAUCUACAAUGUCAAAAGUCAUCUUUGGCUGCUGCACGCGGCAAAAUUCGAACUGGAGAAGAGCGAGGGUGCCUUUAUCACAAGUGCCAGCAUCGCAGGCGUGAAACCCACUGGGAGCUCAUUGCCAUAUGCUGUGACCAAAGCAGCAGCGAUACAUCUGUCAAAGGCGCUGGCAGCCAUAUGCUCGCCCAAAGUGAGGGUCAACUCGAUCUCGCCAGGUUUGCUUCUCACAGAAUGGGGCAUGAAGUUCCCGGAGGAGAAGCGAGAGGCCGCCCGCGAAGCCACACAGUUGAAACGAUUGGCUACAGUCGAAGAUUGCGCGGAGCAGGUGAGAGCACUGGCACUCUCCCAGUCCAUGACAGGUCAGAAUAUCAUAAUAGAUGGAGGGGCUUCCUUGUAG
This is a messenger RNA of Ramularia collo-cygni, 768 nucleotides long. Its product is annotated as related to cis-1,2-dihydro-1,2-dihydroxynaphthalene dehydrogenase. The transcript has 5 exons. Gene Ontology annotation, molecular function: oxidoreductase activity. The record is from RefSeq and is a predicted model, not a curated record. The coding region runs from base 1 to 768 and encodes 255 amino acids. NCBI's taxonomy places the organism in Eukaryota, Fungi, Ascomycota, Dothideomycetes, Mycosphaerellales, Mycosphaerellaceae.